CGUUGCCAGGCUCGGGCGCCCGCGGCCCCCGCUCCGAGCCACGGACCAGAGUCGCCUUCCCCGCGGAGGCCGAGGCGCCCGGGAGCCAUGGCCGGCCUGAACCGCGGGGUCACAAGCGCACUGCUGUGGGUCCUGCUGCUGGGCGCCGCGCGCCUGCUGCCCGGGGCGGAAGCCUUUGAGAUUGCUCUGCCACUUGGAAGCAACAUUACAGUUCUCAUCAAGCCCGGGAACCCAACCCUGCCACUGAAGCCCUGUUAUAUCCUCGUUUCUAAAAGAUUUUUACCCAUGUUGACCAUCAAAUCUGGGGAAAGAAUAACCUUUGCCUUUAGCUGCCAGAAUCCAGAGCAUCGCUUUGUCAUAGAGAUCCAAAAGAAUAUCGAUUGCAUGUCAGGCCCGUGUCCCUUUGGCAAGGUUCAGCUUCAGCCCUCAACGUCGUCGUUGCCCGCUCUCAACAGAACUUUCAUCUGGGACGUUCAAGCUCAUAAGCGCAUAGGUCUAGAGCUGCAGUUCUCGGUUCCCCGCCUAAGGCAGAUUGGGCCGGGGAAGAGCUGCCCGGAUGGAGUCACUCACUCCAUCAGCGGCCGCGUCGAUGCCACCGUGGUCAAGAUUGGGACCUUCUGCACCAAUGGCACCGUGUCCCGGAUCAAGAUGCAAGAGGGAGUGAAAAUGGCCUUACACCUGCCGUGGUUCCACAACAGAAACGUGUCUGGCUUCAGCAUUGCAAACCAGUCGUCUAUAAAACGACUGUGCAUCAUCGAAUCUGUAUUUGAGGAUGAGGGCUCUGCCACGCUGAUGUCUGCCAACUACCCAGAAGGCUUCCCCGAGGACGAGCUCAUGACCUGGCAGUUUGUCGUGCCUGCACACCUGCGGGCAAGCGUCUCCUUCCUCAACUUCAGCGUCUCCAACUGUGAGAAGAAGGAGGAGCGGGUUGAAUACUACAUCCCAGGCUCCACCACCAACCCCGAGGUGUUUAAGCUGCAGGACAAGCAGCCCGGGAACAUGGCUGGGAACUUCAAUCUCUCCCUGCAGGGCUGUGACCAAGAUUCCCAGAAUCCUGGCAGCCUCCGGCUGCGGUUCCAAGUUUUAGUCCAACAUCCACAAAACGAGAGCAAUAAAACCUACCUUGUUGACCUGAGCAAUGAGCGGGACAUGUCGCUUACCAUCGAGCCGCGGUCCCUCAAGCAGAGCCGCAGGUUUGUCCCAGGCUGCUUUGUGUGUCUGGAGUCUCGGACCUGCAGUACCAACUUGACCCUGGCCUCUGGCUCCAAACACCAGAUCUCCUUCCUUUGCGAUAAUCUUACACGUCUGUGGAUGAAUGCAGAGAAAACCAUAAGCUGCAUUGACCACCGAUACUGUCACAGGAAGCUCUACUCCCUCAAGGUGCCCGGGAACAUCCUCCAGUUGCCUGUACAGCUGCACGACUUCUCCUGGAAGCUGCUGGUGCCCAAGGACAGGCUCAGCCUGGUGCUGGCGCCAGCUCAGAAGCUGCAGCAGCACACCCAUGAGAGAGCCUGCAACACCAGCUACAGCUACCUCAUGGUCAGCACUGUUCAAGACCUUUCCUAUGGCUACUUCUGCCCUGGAGGCUCCAUCGAGCAGAUACAGGUGAAGCAGAACAUCUCAGUGACCCUCCGCACCUUUACUCCCAGCUUCCACCAAGACGUCUCUAGGCAGGGCUUGACUGUGUCCUAUAUACCAUAUUUCAAAGAGGAAGGCAUUUUCACAGUGACCCCGGACACAAAAAGCAAGGUCUACCUAAGGACCCCCAAUUGGGACCAGGGCCUGCCGCCCCUCACCUCAGUGUCUUGGAACAUCAGCAUGCCAGCCAACCAGGUGGCCUGCCUGACCUUCUACAAGGAGCGGACCAGUCUGGUCUGCCAAACGGGGCGCGCGUUCAUGAUCAUUCAGGAGCAGCAGACCAAUGCCGAGGAGAUCUUCAGCCUGGAGGAGGACAUGCUCCCCAAGCCAAGCUUCCGCCAUCACAGUUUCUGGGUCAACAUCUCCAACUGCAGCCCCAUGAGUGGCAAGCAGCUGGACCUGCUCUUCUGGGUCACACUCACCCCAAGGACAAUGGACCUGACUGUUGUCAUCAUCGCAGUGGUGGGAGGUGGAGCCUUACUACUGUUUGCCCUCGGACUCAUCAUUUUCUUUGUGAAAAAGAAGAAAAAGAAGGUAAACAAGGGCCCUGCCAUAGGUAUCUACAAUGGCAACAUCAAUACCCAGAUGCCAAGGCAGCCAAAAAAGUUACGGAAAGGACGAAAGGACAAUGACUCCCAUGUGUACGCAGUCAUUGAUGACACCAUGGUGUACGGGCACCUGCUGCAGGAUUCCAGCGGGUCCUUUCUCAAGCCAGAGGUGGACACCUACCGGCCCUUCCAGGGCCCCAUGGGGGACUGCCCUCCCUCCCCACCCCCCAUAGGCUCCAGGGCCCCGACAGCAAAGUUGACUACAGAUGAGGCGCCCCCUUGCUUCCCUUCGGAGUCUGAGAGUGAACCGUACACCUUCUCCCACCCCAACAAGGAGAGUGUAGGCAAUGGGAACACAGACAUUCCCUUGCUGGACAUGCAGGAGCCAGCAGAUCCAGCAGAAUAACUUGGCUCCAUCCUCAGAGACUUUCCUGAGAUGCAUAGAGUAGGGCACUGAAACCCCCAUUAGUGUUCUGAACCGGAAAUCCUAAAGAAGAGGAAUUACAUAGAAGGAACUGCGGGAGGUAUUCCUAAACACCACCAACUUCUGAUUUCCAAGUGGUCUCAUUUUGAUAAUGAGAUGCUGAACAUGAUGAAUUCUGAUCUGGACACAGUCAUCACAGUUCAUAUCCUUCUAAGCUCAGGUUCUGUUGUAAACCAGAUGUAAUGAGAGGAGAGAGGUGCCAGUCGCACAGCACAGCCCCUGGAUUUGGAAUGACAAAGCAGAGACUUGCCCCCUUCAGUGCCACAAUUCCGAUUCCUAGGAGCCCACCCGAGGUCCCUGCUCUCAUUGGGUCCCUGGAUGAAAAUGACAAUGUGCCUUCCAUUACUAUUUAUUUAGUGGUCCUAUGUAUUUAAGAGGUUGAAUGUAUAGCCAUGCAGUUCUUUUUGCCUACCUUUAGUGACCACUCGUGCUAACCAGUUCAGACAGCUGGGUUUUGAGUCCUAGUGACCACAAGAUAAAGAUGUGCUUGCCCCUUGGGAGGUGGUAGUAAUUUGCAAUCUGUCCAGCCAGAAAAGAUUCUGACACAUGUCUGCUUUGAUAAGAGACUUACCUGUUCUCUCAGUGUGUGUGUGGUUAUCCCACUGCAGAAAUUCAUCUUGAAUCCCAAUGUCCUUUCAUCCUAGAAAUAAGAGAAAUUUUUUGAGUUGUCAUGUGCAGCUCUCCCUAUUGCAGCAGUACUUUGACAUUUAAACAGUAUAUUUUCAUCCUCUUAAAGAGUUCAAAAUCACACCAGAGAGUGGCCCCCUGUAUUUGUUUCCUAGGGCUACUCUAACAAAUCACCACAAAUUUGGUGGCCUAAACACCAAAAAUUGAUUAUCUUACAGUUCUGGAGGUCAGAAGUCCAAAAUGGGUUUUGAUGGACUAAAAUCAAGGUGUUGGCAGGACUGUGUUCCUUCUGGAGGCCCUAUGGAAGAUCUGCUUCCUUGUCUUCUCCAGUUUCUAGAGGCCACCUAUAUUCCUUGGCUCAUGGCCCUGCCUCCAUCUUCAAAGCCAACAAUCACUGGUCGAGCCUUUCUCUUGCUAUGUCCCUGUGACGCCAACUCUCCAGCCUCCCUCUUUCACUUAUCAGGACUUUUCAUUUAUAAAGCCCACCCAGAUAAGCCAGGAUAAUCUCACCAUCUCAAGGUCCUUAAUUUGAGCAUAUUUGCAAAAUGUCUUUUGCUAUGUAAGGUAAAUAUUCAGAUUUCGAGGAUUUGGACAUGGACGUCCUGGGGGACUAUUUUUCUGCUUACUGUCACUGACUCCUAAAGGAGAGGCUGCAAAAUGACUGAGCCCACCAGUGUGUCUUGGUUAGCCUACAGAGUCUUUUUUUAAGAAUUGGUUACAUUAAUACAUAAAAUUCCAGAUCAGAAGUUCUGGCCACCCUGGGGCUCCCAUUCUCAUCACCACCAACUGGCCGGAGCUGAGCAGCAGCUGCCACCUUUAGAUAAGGCCCUGGGUUUACCAGUUCCCCAGAGUCCCCCCACUCCAUUGCCAUUGAUUCAGUGCCCCUGUAGGGUUGUCUCCUUGUGCUGAAAUGGAAAGUUUGGGAGCCAUAUCUCUUACCAAGUGAGAAGAUAACACCAUGAGGCUGGCGUGUGUUUCAAGAAAAUUUCUUCUUACACUCAGCCCUCAUCCCUCACCUACAUCAACUACCAACCCAGCUCCUGUGGUAUUCGUCAUGCUCUAAGUGGCUACUCCACCCUGGAAUCUCUAGCUAUAAUUUGUGGAUUUGGGUUCUGACCAUGUUUUUUAAAUGUCACCUUAACUGUGUGGCCACAGUUCACUCUUCCUAAGCAAGGUCCCUCCUGCUCAUUUCUGAGUACCUUUGCCUUGAAUGAGGCCCUUGUCCUUGAGGAUUCUGGAAGCUACAAGAGGAAGCAUGCCCAGCCAGGAUCCCAUAGUUGGGAGGAGAGGGAUUGUGUUAGUAUCAUACAGUCCAAAAUUCAAUAUGCCUGCAGCAACCACCUUUACCAAACAAAGGUUCUUCACUGUGUUCAGUGAAUGCACCUUGGGAACACACUGCCUCGGCUUGUUCCAGUGCUAUGUUGCCUCCCUGAAAAAGAGUUUGCAGUCUCCUAAAUUAUGUGCACUCCACAACCUCUUGAACUCUUUCCAGAAAGGAGAGUUAAGUUUUUUGUUGUUUUUUAAAAUGCCCUCUGCACCACCUGUGGCAACCUUUGCCUUUCCAAAAGGCUGUUUUCCUGCCCACUUACCUUUGGCCUCUUGAACCCCCUCCAUGAAGGACCAGAGGAGGGCUAUGGCUUCCUUCCCUCAGCUGAAAUUUCAUCUUUCAAAAUCACAGUUUCAGCCAUCCUCUACUGUCCCCAACCUCCUGGCCUUUUCCAGGGUCCAUUCUGGUGGUCUGCCAUCUUUGGGCUGGCCAUCCAUCAGACAUGUCACCAUUACUCGCAAGGGCCUCCAAAAGCCAUUUUCUUUUAACUGAGAGCUCAAAACUGCUGGUCAUGUUAUUGUCUUCCUGAGUCUUCAGGAAGAGGUUUUCUGAAGAUACAUUUCUGAUAAUGUUUUCUGAAGAUCUGCCUCAGUGAGGGGGCCCAUCCAGACAUGCCCCAACUCUUUUCUUCAAAGCUCAGUCCCCACUUAUGUAGAUAUUUCAGGGUUACUGGAAGCCAGUCAAAUGCCAUUUGUUGAAGCCUACAGUGUGCCAGCACAGUGUGAUGCCCAGGCAGCUCCCAUCCUGUGUAACCAUGAGAAAGCCCAUCUCAGAGAGGACUGAUAUCUACUGCUGGAGUCAUUUUGCACGGGAGAGAAAGGUCUCAAGAAAGAGUCUAGAGGGACAGUUGUAAGUCCACUGGACAUAACCUUGGCAAAUCUUAGAAGACUGGUUUGUGUGGAUCUGGAAUGCUUAACUGAAGAUUAUUUAUUUAUUGUUGAUACUUUCUAGGUGGCAUUUUAUUCACUUUCUAUGCUUUUUUAAAAUAAACAAAUGUACAAAAAACAUGGGCAUCAGAUUGUUUCAGUGCUUCAGCUACCUGUCCCCUCAUUAAGCUGAGGCCCCAAUUUCCCAGUUGUUUACUGUGACGGGCUCAACAUGGGCUCAGCAGAUGCUGUCAUCUCCACAUGUUCAUGGUACAGGAAGCUGGGCUUUCAGCCGUGAGCUCUCCUGCUCCAUUUGAUCCCAGACAUUGUGUGAAAGACGGUUUUGUUUUUCAUGAAAUAAAAAUGACAGUCUUAGAGUCUCAA
Molecule: messenger RNA, 5874 nt
Organism: Choloepus didactylus (southern two-toed sloth)
Lineage: Eukaryota; Metazoa; Chordata; Mammalia; Pilosa; Megalonychidae
Gene: CDCP1
Product: CUB domain containing protein 1
Exons: 9
Coding region: 88-2592 (834 amino acids)
Source: RefSeq, a predicted model, not a curated record